CAGCCACUCAAGGAUAUUUCCAAGGUACUGAGCCAAACUUUCAAGGGUUAUGACUGAGGAGUUAUAGAAGAAGAGGAGCAGCAGCACUUUUCUUCUUUGAGGUUGAGCAUCAGGAGUCAAUGUCUCCGUCUCUGGCCAGAUCUGCUCCCAGCGAGCUCAACCACUGGUGGACCCAGCUGAGGUUUCGCCUUCAGAACAAAAAAGGAUGGAAUGAGAUGCUAGAUGAAACAUUUCUCUACUACACAAAAAACAUAAAUGACAUUCCUCUCUUCUACGCGGCUAAAAACAACAGCGUUGGCUGCAUCAAGAAGCUACUAAGCUGCUCUUCCACCAACAUAUUUGAGAGAGGGGCCCUCGGAGAGACGGCUCUUCACGUUGCUGUGAUGAACGACAACCUGGACGCUGCCGUGGCUCUGAUGGACGGAGCUCCUGAUCUCAUCAAUGAGCCAAUGACCUCCGAGCUUUUUCAAGGUUCGAGAGCGUAA
Molecule: messenger RNA, 485 nt
Organism: Fundulus heteroclitus (mummichog)
Lineage: Eukaryota; Metazoa; Chordata; Actinopteri; Cyprinodontiformes; Fundulidae
Product: transient receptor potential cation channel subfamily V member 6-like
Exons: 4
Coding region: 120-485 (121 amino acids)
Biological process (GO): calcium ion transport
Cellular component (GO): membrane
Molecular function (GO): protein binding; calcium channel activity
Source: RefSeq, a predicted model, not a curated record